This is a messenger RNA of Pogonomyrmex barbatus (red harvester ant), 4348 nucleotides long. RefSeq names its product thioester-containing protein 1. Gene Ontology annotation, cellular component: extracellular region. Gene Ontology annotation, molecular function: endopeptidase inhibitor activity. The record is from RefSeq and is a predicted model, not a curated record. Lineage: Eukaryota; Metazoa; Arthropoda; Insecta; Hymenoptera; Formicidae.
AUGUGUUCGAUUGUGCUGUAUUACACGAUCAUUGCGCCAAAAGUGGUACGUCCUGAUUCAGAAUAUAAUGUAGCGGCAAGUGUCACUGCAGUAUCAACGCCGUCAGCGAUAUACAUUGAACUGAGUGGCGAACUCGAUACGGGCAAAAUAUUCAAUAUUUCUCGGACUGCAGUUGUUGAGCCUUACUCUACUCAGAUUCUGAGAUUAGAUAUUGGCGAAACCACGCCAGGAAAGUAUAAACUUAUAGCACGCGGCUUAUCCGGUAUCGAUUUUUAUAAAUCGGUAGAUGUCGAAUAUGUACAUAAAAGUUAUUCUGUCUUUAUUCAAACCGAUCGGGCGAUUUAUAAACCCGGUCACAAAGUCAUGUUUCGUUGUAUAAUAUUGGAUUCGCGGCUGAGACCAAGUAUCGUGAGACCAACGGACAUAUAUAUCAUCGAUGGCGAUGGUAAUCGUAUCAAACAAUGGAAUCGACCACCAGUUACUCACGGUAUCUUCGGCAGUGAAUUAGAAUUAUCGCAGUCGCCAGUCUUAGGCAAGUGGAAACUCAUUGCUAAUGUAGGUGAUCAGACGUUUGAAAAGGAAUUUGAAGUUGCGGAAUACGUUCUACCAAAUUUCGAAGUGACGAUUGAUUCGCCAAAACAUGUACAGUUCAAAGAAUCAAAAAUUACAGCAACUGUCCAGGCAAAGUACACUUAUGGAAAACCAGUAAAAGGUGAAGCUACGAUAACAGUUUAUCCAGACAUUUUUUCUGGCGUUAUUCAACCGAUUUUCCAACAACCUGUGAGAAAAGUAGUACCGAUUAAUGGGAAAGUUACGGUCGAUUUCGAUAUAUUGUCUGAAUUAAGACUGACUGACGAAUAUGAAAGACCCGUAAUGAUUGAUGUGGUAGUGGAAGAGGAAUUAACUACCAGAAGACAAAAUACUUCGAUACAAAUAACGCUACAUAAACACAAAUAUACGAUGGAACUCAUAAGAACAUCGGAAUAUUUUAAACCGGGAUUAAAAUAUACUGCUUUCCUAAAAUUAACAUAUCAUGACGGAUCGCCAGUACAAGAUAUCAAAAAUGAUGUUCUGAUUGCAUAUGGAUACACAUACAAUCAAUCGGCGUAUUCAAAUAUUACGAGGAAAUUAGACGAACAUGGUAUGGUGCAACUAGAUUUUUAUCCACCUAAGGCAAAGGAUAACAUCUCUUUUCCUUUAAAUAUAGAGGCACAAUAUUUGAAUCUUCACGAAUGGUUUCCCUCGACUAAUCAAGCUACGUCCCUAAGCAAUGAAUACAUCCAGGCAAUUCUGAAAACGGAAAAACCGAUGGUGAAUAAUUAUAUUGAAAUUGAAGUAAAUUCCACCACUCCGUUGAAAUAUGUAAGUUAUGAGGUACUUGGCCGCGGUAAUAUCUUAGAUGCAGGAUCGAUCUAUGUGCAAGACAAAUACACGACAUCGUUCAGAUUUUUAGCGACAUACGUCAUGACACCUACUGCGCACGUAAUUAUAUAUUACAUACGAACAGAUGGAGAAGUAAUAGCAGACUCAUUAGAUGUUGAAUUGUCAGGAAUACUUCAAAAUCACGUUGAUAUUAAAAUAACACUUGGCGAAGUUAUGCCUGGGGAAAGUGUUAAUCUUGUGAUAUCCACGAAACCAAAUUCUUUCGUUGGAUUAUUGGGUGUUGAUCAGAGAUCCCUCUUGUUGAAAUCCGGAAAUGAUAUUUCUUAUGAACAAGUGUACAAAGAAUUACAGUCAUAUGAUAAAGCAGAAGUAUCACCGCAUACAGAUGCAUUUUUCGGUCGUCCUCUUUGGAGACCCGGUUCAGGAACAGCGGAUGACGUAUUUCAAAAAACUGGUUUAAUAAUCCUCACAAACGGAUACGUCCAUGAGAACUUCCCUAUACUAUACUACAGAUCUAGUUUCGAGGACGUGAUGUAUGCAUCCCCUGCAGCAUUCUCAGGCCAGGCUGCUGCAUUACCGCCCGAGAAGAUCAAAGUUCGCAAGAAUUUCCCUGAAACUUGGCUUUGGCAAACGCUUGACGCUGGAUAUAAUGGAAAAACUGAAUUGAGACGAAACGUACCAGAUUCCAUCACGUCGUGGGUACUGACUGCAUUUUCUGUCAAUGACGCGCACGGAUUAGGCCUUAUAGAAGAACCCAGAAAGUUAAAGGUAUUUAAACCAUUCUUCAUAUCCAUCGAUUUGCCGUACUCGGUGAUUCGGGGAGAAAUCGUAGGGAUACAAAUCGUGGUAUUCAAUUACAUGAAUAAGGACUUGAUAACUGAAGUUCUGUUAACGAAUGAGGGACAAUUUGAUUUUGCGGAAGUUUCCAACGAAGUUCACGAUGCACCAAAAUUGGAGUUAUAUCGCACAAAGAAAGUAGAUGUAAAAGCUAAUUCCGGCUCGACUGUAUCGUUCAUGAUUAUUCCAAGAGAACUGGGAUACAUCAGUAUUAAAGCGACUGCUAAUAGCGUUUUAGCUGGCGACAGCGUUGAACAUAAAUUAUUUGUCAAUGCUGAAGGAGAAACGCAAUACAGAAAUGAAGCGGUAUUUCUGGAUUUAAGAAAUGUUGAACAGACGAGUGCAAAUGUUACCAUCAAUAUACCUAACAACGCAGUUCCAGGAUCUGAGAAUAUACAAAUAUCUGCAGUUGGUGAUAUUUUGGGCCCUAGUAUCCCAAACUUGGCAAAUUUAAUAAGAAUGCCUUUUGGUUGCGGCGAGCAGAAUAUGUUGAAUUUUGUACCGAAUAUUGUCAUUUUAAACUAUCUCAAGAAUACAAAUCAAUUAACGCAAGCUGUACAAAGCAAAGCUUUAAAAUACUUGGAUAUCGGUUACCAACAAGAAUUGACUUACAAACAUACUGAUGGUUCAUUUAGUGCGUUUGGCAUGUCGGAUUCUAGCGGAAGUACAUGGCUUACAGCCUUCGUAGCAAAAUCUUUCAAACAAGCGGCGGAAUAUAUAGCGAUUGAGAAUAGGAUCAUAAACGGAGCAUUAGAAUGGUUAUCCAAUAAUCAAGCACCGAAUGGCUCUUUUCCCGAGGUAGGAAAAGUAAGUCAUCGCGAUAUGCAGGGUGGAGCUGCAAAAGGAUUGGCUUUGACAGCAUACACGCUCAUUGCUUUUCUAGAAAAUGAAGAGUCUGUGGGGAAAUAUCGAAAUACGAUAAAUAAAGCUGUUGAUUAUAUUGUUCGUAAUAUGGAAGGAUUAAACGAUACAUACGCAUUAAGCCUAUGUGCCUAUGCUUUAAAUUUGGCGAAACAUCCAUAUGAGACAUCGGCAUUUAACUUCUUGGAAUCGAAAGCUAUGAGGAAACAGGAUCUCAAAUGGUGGAGUAAGCCCAUUCCAAAAGACGAUAAAAAUCCGCACUAUUCUUUGCCACGUUCCGUUGAUGUCGAGAUGACUUCGUAUGCUUUACUCUUGUAUCUCAGACGCAAUUUAGUCGCAGAUGCAAUUCCCGUGAUGAAGUGGCUGGUGAAACAAAGAAAUACAGAAGGUGGCUUUGCAUCGACGCAAGAUACUGUGAUCGGGCUUCAAGCAUUGGCGAAGCUCGCUGAAAAAUUGUCGAAGGACACGAAUUCAGUUCGUAUCACAUAUAAAUAUGAAGGAAAAGGCGAAGGUUAUAUGAAUAUAAAUAGCGGUAAUUCCAUGAUACUACAAAAGCAAAUACUACCUGCGAAAACACGAUUUGUCAAUAUAACAGCAUCCGGUAAAGGCUUUGUACUGGUGCAAAUUUCUUAUCAAUAUAAUCUAAAUGUAACUGGAGCAUGGCCGUUGUUCACGUUGGAUCCUCAAGUAGAUAAAAAUUCAAAUGCUAAUCAUUUACAACUUUCUAUAUGCUCAGGAUUUGUUCCAACCAAGGAAGCAAACGAAAGUAACAUGGCUGUUAUGGAAGUAAGCCUACCAUCUGGUUUCACAGUAGAUAGGGAUUCAUUACCGAGUUUAGAAAUAUCAUCACAUGUAAAGCGUGUGGAAACUAGAAAUGGUGAUACAAUGGUGGUUUUAUAUUUUGACAAGAUGGUGAAACAAGAAUAUUGUCCAACAGUGUCCGCAUUUAGGACGCACAAAGUAGCUAAACAAAAACCAGUUCCCGUUUCUAUUUAUGACUAUUAUGAUUCAUCGAGAAGAGCAAGAGUAUUUUACGAGCCUAGACAGACGACAACCUUAUGUGACCUAUGCGAAGAUGAAGAUUGCGAAGAUAUAUGCAUUUCAAAACCCGGAAAACGAAAAGAUAAUGUUACAGUGUCCGCUGCGUCACACAAUUAUAUUUCUGUAUAUUUACAAUUUACAUUCUUCUCGUUUUACUUCUUGCUUUAUAAGUACUUAUAAUGUGUGUGUGUGUGUGUGUGUGUGUGUGUGUGUGUGUGUGUGUGUG